AUGAUUAGCUUCAGAACAAUCCUCCACCUGCUCAUCUUUCAAGCAGUAUUUCCAACUAUAGCUCAAUCUCGGAAAUGUUAUCUCACAAAUGGCAAAGAAGCAGACUCAAGCUUCCAGCCCUGCUUCCCAGACCAAGACAACAGCCCCUGCUGCUCAUUAGCGAAAAGCAACACAACCCCCAAUGACAUCUGCCUCUCUGGCGGAGUAUGCUAUAUCCAAGAUCCGAAUUUUCGGGGUCUCCUACGGCAGGGUGCUUGCACCGACAAGACCUGGAAGAGCGGGCAGUGUCCUGAACUCUGUGAUACGGUUUCAGACGCAACCCUCUACGUAAUCCCCUGUCCGCUCCAAGGCCGCGGCUUCUGGUGCUGUAGCGUAAACGGCACAAACUGCUGCGACGACGCUGUGCGACUAGACAUGGGCCAGAUGAUCAAUGUAUCCGUGACAUCACUCACAUCCGAGGUCUCCUCUUCAUCAGGCUCGUCUGAGUCCUCUCUGUCGUCUUCGGUGUCCUCUGCCAUGUCAUCACCAAAAGUAUCACCAUCGCCUUCGUCAAGCAAUGCCAACACCAAUGAGAAAGCCAAUCCAGACACCAAUACCGAGGAUACAACAUGUACUCCCAGCUUGGACACAAAUUCUACAUGUCCAGCUUCAAAAACGACAGUGAUUAGUGCUGGGCUCGGCGCUGGUUUAGGCGGCUGUCUUCUGAUCGCUCUUAUUACGAUGCUUGUGCAGCGGCGGAUCUAUAAGAAGAAUUUGCGGCAGAAGGAGGCGAUGAUUGAUGAGAUUGCUGCUGCGAGCUCGACGCAGCAUUUGGUUUACCCUGUUUAUCCGGAGAGGGAGAAGAUGAUGUUUCCGGCGGAGCUGGGACCGCGUGAUACGCGUAUUCAUGAGGUUGGGGGGAAUGGGCUUAAUGAGAAAUGA
Penicillium griseofulvum is the source of this 921-nucleotide messenger RNA. RefSeq lists its product as uncharacterized. The record is from RefSeq and is a predicted model, not a curated record. Bases 1 to 921 code for a protein of 306 amino acids. Lineage: Eukaryota; Fungi; Ascomycota; Eurotiomycetes; Eurotiales; Aspergillaceae. The transcript is spliced from 2 exons.